AUGUGGACGAUACAAGACGUGGAUGCACCCGAGAGUGUAGCGGCAUAUUACAAGAAGCUGCUGGAAAUGCGCAAGGCGGGAGUCGUCGCGAAGAGGCAGACCGGAGCGGUGUACGCGCUGCACGAGGCGCCCUCUCGACACACAAAACCGACCUCCUUCAACUUGAACUCAACCUCCAUUACACCUCACAUACUCUCAGAGCCCUCAAUAGUCCCGUCAAUAGCCGGAAGAAUGAGCAAACCCAACGGCCGAAGCCCCUCGCCCUCAAAGCACGGCGAACACCUACCUCCCAAGAAGCCACGCGAAGAACGCGGCAUCAUCGCGGACGUGCACCCACCCUUCUACAAUGUCUCCUUUGCCACCUUCAUGAACCUCCUCGGCGCCGGUCUCAUUGUCGUCUUGGCCGUCUACAGCUAUGCGGCGGCACAAGACGCGCUUGGACUCGCGCGCGGCAGCAAUUCCGGCGCCCUGCACCCAGCCUUGUGGAUACUAUCCUGGGGCGGCGGCUCCUCGGCAUCCACACCCUCGGCGAGCGCGAGUGCCAAGGUGGACAACACGGACAUGGCCGUCGGCGUAGAAUCGCACAUCGCCGGGCUCGCGUCUGUGCUCGGUAUGGGCCAGGACUCAGAUCUCGCAACUGCGCUUGCGGAGGUUGUUCGCGAGCACGUUCCGCCAGCCUCUCUCAGUGCGCUCGCCGCUCAGGCGGAGUCGACAGGCGGAAGCCGAGUUGUCGACGCGCUCUUGGGCAAAGAGCCCGAAGCGACUGGCGUGGCGAAGGUCGCCGAUACGCUUGGGACGGUCGUGGGGACCGAUGACGCACCCGAGGCGCUUGGUUGA
Molecule: messenger RNA, 837 nt
Organism: Peniophora sp. CBMAI 1063
Lineage: Eukaryota; Fungi; Basidiomycota; Agaricomycetes; Russulales; Peniophoraceae
Source: the annotation of a GenBank genome assembly